AUGCAAAUGCAAAACACAUUGAAAGUUAUUAGUUCAAUCGAAUCAACAUUCAAUUUCGAAAUCACCAACACAUCCAAUUGGUGUGUAAUAUUUAUCAACAAAUCAAAUGUUUCACUAACAAGCAAACAAAACUUUAGAAAAUACGAUUGUUUUAACAAUACAAUCGAUUAUAAAAUUAUUACACGUUUAUUAAAUUACAAAAACAGUGUUUUCUGUGAUAAAUCACAAGGAAAUGAAAGAGAGGGAACUGAGGCAAUAACAUUACAAUUUAAUAAAAAUCAAUCAAAUAAUACAAAAAAGAUUUGCGAAUCACUACACUACGCUACACCGCCACUCCUCAUACAUGAAAUUUUUAAAUUAAUAAUAUUGGGUUCGAGCAUUUCAUCAGAAGCGAUAUUAUAUGCAAGCAAUAGCAGCAAAGCAGAAAUUAUCAUCAUCAUCAUCAGAGCAAAAUUAAUUAAUCUUGUAGAGAUGAGAAGCAAUAGCUAUCGUAACAUUAAAUGUAAUGAGACUUGCAAAUAUGCAGAAGUAGAAACGUGUCUUCCAGAGAUCACAUCAUCUAGAAAAUAUUAUAAAGUGGGACCACCACCACCAAACAGCAUCAACAACACCACCGACUUUAAUAGUAAUAGUAGAAACAGUUGUAAUAAUUAUUACAACUAUGAAGGUGACUAUAGUCAGCAGAGAAUGAAAACCUGUAAUAAUCAUGUCGAUGACAAUCAUCAUUGUGGAUCAAGCAACAGUAGCAGUGUAAAAAGUAAUAAUUCCUUUUCAGAUUUGAGUGAAGAUGAUAUCGUUCAUGAGGAGGAAGUAGAAGAACAUGAACAUGUGAAUGGACAUGAACAGCAACAACAUGAAGAGGAGGAAGAAGAACAACAAGAAGAAGAAGAAGAGGGGGAAUCAGAUGAAAACGAUGAAAUCUUAGAAAAUGACUACAACGACAAUACUGAUGAUGAUCAUGAAGAAGAGGAAGAAGAUGAUAUUCAUCCAGAUGAUCUUCACGAAUUGAAAAAAGUUAUCAACUAUCAAGAGGUAGAGGAAGAAGAGGAAGAGGAAGAAGAUGAAGAUGAAGAAAGUUUAGAUGAAUAUGGGAACUAUGAAUCUGAAAAUGAAAUCAAAGAAGAAAUAGAAAAAGAAAACAGUGGCAGUGAAGUGGAGGUUUGCACAACAAAAGAAGAAGAACAACAACAAGAAGAAGAAACUCUGCAAAACACAAGUGCGCCAAAAGGAUCGUCUUGUGAAAACUAUCAAUCUUAUGUAAAGAAUCUUGGAUCUUUUAAUACAGUUCAAGGAUUUUGGAGUUAUUGGAAUAAUUUGCUGGAUGUUUCACAACUGCCUAUGAAUGCAAAUCUUCGUUUGUUCAAAAGUGGAAUCACACCAAUGUGGGAGGAUCCUGCCAAUCAGAACGGUGGCAAAUGGACAUUACUCUGCCACAAGGAUCAAUCGAGUACCAUCGUAAUGAGAACUAUACUAACUCUAAUCGGUGAACAACUAGAGUAUUCAAAUGAUGUUUGUGGAUUUGUAUUGAAUGUAAGAUCAAGCAGACACAUCAUAAGUGUUUGGAAUCGAUCGGGUGAGAACCAAGAGAUCAUCGAUAAGACCUCGUCGGAACUAUCGAAUUUCGUUCUCAAUAAAAUAUUUAGAUAUCAGUCACACAAACAACCAGCAUCACCACAAGUAACACCAAAGAAGGAUCCAACCUCGCCUAAAUUUGAACUUGAGGAAUUCAAUAAUAAUAAUAACAACAAUACCAGUGGUAACCACAUCAAUCAAUUCAGAUCGUCACCACAAUUAUAUAAUAGUAGUAGUAAUAUUAAUAUGAAUGGUAGUAGUAACAGUCUUUUGACAAACAACAAUAAUAACAACAACAAUAGACAACAAAAAUCAAAAGAUAAUUUCCUUCAAAAAAAGAGUCAAUCGGCAUCAAACAUUCAAUAUACACCAACUUCACCCAAACAAUCUCAACAACAUCAAUAUAUAAAUAAUAAUAAUAAUAAUAAUAGUAAUGGUAAUGGUAAUGGUUUACAUUCAUUUAAAUCAUCUAAACAUUCUCUUGUAGAUUCAAAUUCUUCAUCUUUAAUACCAACACCAAUAACACCUUCACAACAACAACAACAACAACAUCAGCAUCAACAUCAUCAUUCACUUUCGUCCUCUUACAAUGGAUAUAAUACUCAUAACAAUAAUAAUAAUAAUCAUAACAAUAACAAUGGCAAUUAUCAUCCGAAAUCAAUUUCUACACCAAAUAACAAAAGAAACAAUAGAUAUAAUAAUAAUAAUAAUAAUAAUAAUGGUAAUGGUAGCCCUUACAACAGCAGUAAUGAUCUUAACAGUUCCAAUAGAUAUAGAAAUAGGAAUAACAAUCAUAGCAAUGGUCAUAGUUCGAAUGAAAGAUCAUCUUUGUCAUCGUCAGAGUCAGAGAGUGAGUCAUUGAACCAAAACACCAACACUGUUGAAGACGUUGUUAAAGUUGUCGAGCAGGAGCCAGUUGUUAUUUCUUUGACUGAGAAGCUCACUGAAGUGAUCAAAGAGCAACAAAAACACCAAAAAGAUGUAGAAAUAGUAGAAAAUAAUAAUAAUAAUAAUAAUAAUAAUAAUAAUGUUGUUAAAUUAGAAGAUGUAGAUAUCAUUAAACCCAAUGCAAAAGUACAAGUACAAGUUAAAGUUAAAGUCGAGGAGGAAGAGUUAAAGAAAGAUCAAGUUGUUUCUUCUACUUCUUCAUCGUCAUCAAUCAACACCACAACCACCACUCCAUCAGUUGUCACAGAAGAACAACAACAACCAAUAAUAGUCAAUAAUACAACUACUACUACUAUUAUUAGUGAUAAUAGUAAUAAUAAUAAUAAUAAUAAUCCUGAACAACAACAACUUUUGAAAGAAUCAUCUUCCUUUGAAGAAUUCACACCAAUAAUGUUCUUGGCAAUCUUAGUAAUCACCCUCAUCUUACAAUCGAAUUGA
This is a messenger RNA of Heterostelium album PN500, 2958 nucleotides long. Its product is annotated as eukaryotic translation initiation factor 4E. NCBI's taxonomy places the organism in Eukaryota, Evosea, Eumycetozoa, Acytosteliales, Acytosteliaceae. Gene Ontology annotation, biological process: translational initiation. Gene Ontology annotation, molecular function: translation initiation factor activity; RNA 7-methylguanosine cap binding. The record is from RefSeq and is a predicted model, not a curated record. The transcript has 11 exons. The coding region runs from base 1 to 2958 and encodes 985 amino acids. Gene Ontology annotation, cellular component: eukaryotic translation initiation factor 4F complex.